Caenorhabditis bovis is the source of this 1260-nucleotide messenger RNA. Lineage: Eukaryota; Metazoa; Nematoda; Chromadorea; Rhabditida; Rhabditidae. The record is from the annotation of a GenBank genome assembly.
AUGCAGUCGGCGCCGAGCGGCGGCGUUAACAAUUCAAUUCCAUAUAUGCAUAUGGUUGAUUGUGACGAGAAAAAUGUGACAAAGAAAAACCAGAAGCCUCAGCCGAGUCCAAUGUACGCCGAAUAUCGCCAAAUCGAGUCGGAAUCGCGAAAAGCGCGAAAUCUUGUAACCGAAGCCAUCACCAAUGUAAUUGAUAGCGUCGACAUCGACACGCUCUCAAGAACACCAUCGGAUUUCAACAAAGAUGACGGAAGCGAGGAGACCGACGUUGAACUUCUCUAUGAUGGUGAUGAGGUUGAAGACGACUACGAGCUAGCGCGAACUCAUUGGAUUCAACUUCAUAAAUCCAAUAAGCAGAAUUUGGUAUUGCGCAGCUGUUUUUUGGUGAUUCUCGACCAAUAUCCGCAUACGCGCCCAAUUUGGACCUUCGGAAAACGAAUCGAGGAAUCCGAAAAAGAUUGGAAGGCCGAGUUCUCCGAAGAUUUCUAUUUUAGGCAUCACUGCGCGACACUCCAGGCGGCGAUCAACCUAAUUCUCAAGUCGAAAGACGAUGUUCACAGUUUUCGGCGGAUGCUUAACGAAAUGGGCGCCCAUCAUUUUUUCUACGACGCCUGCGAACCGCAUUUCGACGUGUUCCAAGAGUGUUUCAUCAAAGGAAUGAAGCUCGUUCUCAAUGGUCCCGAGGCGCUCGACGACGAAAUCGAGGCCUCGUGGAAUUCCCUUCUUCGCACAAUUAAAAUUCACAUCGCCGAAGGGAUCGCAAUUCAAAGGGUCAACUAUCUAUCGCAGUGCCUAAUUCCAAAAGAAAUGGAAGAAGUUCGCGAAAAUUGGGCAAAAGUGAUGGAAUUCGGCUACCAAAAAGCCGGCGAUAUUCUAUGCGACGUCGCAUUCAAAAGCUAUACGCAUCUUCUAAAGGAGUACAAUCUUCGCAUGUAUCUUCCGCCGUCGACGAAAAGAGGAACGCCAGCAUACGAGGAAUUGAGUAUGCAAAUUAUGCGGGCCAUUGGGAAAACCAUUGAGAGCUACACAAAAGAGGACGGAUUUUGUGGGCUCAUCGAGCAAAUUCGCGAGUUUGUCGUCAAAUUUCUCAUCGUCGACGUCUGCCCGCCGCUGAUUCGACGAGCUCUCAUUGACGGCCUCGUUCAAAUGCUCUCAAUCGUUCUCGACAUCGAGCACGUCCGCGAGGAUUUUGUGCAUAUUUGGAAGAAGGUCUACCGCGUAAUGGAGCAAUCAAUGAUCGCCAACAUCAUCGAUUAUUAG